Molecule: messenger RNA, 600 nt
Organism: Eimeria necatrix
Lineage: Eukaryota; Apicomplexa; Conoidasida; Eucoccidiorida; Eimeriidae
Product: splicing factor 3a protein, putative
Exons: 2
Coding region: 1-600 (199 amino acids)
Source: RefSeq, a predicted model, not a curated record
AUGGCGACUUCGGUGCUGGAGCUGCUGCGGGCGGCGCAGGAGGAGAUGGAGAAGCUGGAGGAGGUGGCUGCGCAGCUGCUGCUGCAGCAGCAGGAGCUGGAGGGGGAGGAGCAGCAGCAGCAGCAGCAGCAGCAGCAGCAGCAGCUAGCCCCCCUCGCGCUGCGCCCCAAACGCCGCAGCGAGAAAACCCGCAGAGAGACUCUUCAACUCAAGUGGGCCCUCGGAGACUGUCUCCAAAAGCUGGAGGAGACAGGGAGACAAGUGUUGGCUUUGCACUUAGACGGAGACAGUUUGAAGGCUGAGGAGACUCUGUUUCUGGGGGGGCAGCGGCGGGGCGGCCGCGCUGCUGCUGCUGCUGCUGCUGCUGCUGCAGCAGGCAGCAGCAGCAGCAGCGACGUCUGGGUCAACUUCUAUGACCGCCUCAAGGAGAUCCGCAACCUCUACAAAAGGAGACAGUUGGAACAGCCAGAGCAGCAGCAACUCCCGCUGCUGCCGCUCACGCAGCAGCAGCUGCUGCAGCAGUUCCUAGACUUCUUCAAGCCCCAGUCUCUCCUUUUGUCUCCUUUUGUCUCCUUUUGUCUCUUUUGUCUCUUUUUGUGA